GGGUUGGGCAUCAGCCGCGUCCUCCUCUUCUCCUUCUCCAAGGCCGCUGCUCGCCCCGGCUCCUUCCUGCUCGCCUUGCACGCCGCGAAGCGCACGAAGAUGGCGGCUCAGAGCCUCCUGGCCCGCUUUGCUCGUUGCCUCCCCGGCUCCGGCACGGCGCAGCUCCUCCGUCGAGCCCCGGCCAAGAGCUGUGGCUGCUAUUUUUCAACAAGCAACCACCUCAACACCCAGUUUUAUAAUGAUCCGGUGGAAGCAGUAAAAGACAUACCCAGUGGGGCCACUCUCCUCGUUGGUGGUUUUGGGCUCUGUGGCAUUCCCGAGAACCUCAUAGGAGCACUGUUGAAGACUGGUGUAAAAGAGAUAACCGCUGUCAGUAACAAUGCAGGGGUAGACAAUUUUGGACUGGGACUCUUACUCCAGACAAAGCAAAUCAAACGCAUGGUGUCGUCCUACGUUGGGGAGAAUGCAGAGUUUGAGCGGCAGUAUUUAUCAGGAGAACUGGAGGUUGAGCUUACGCCACAGGGCACCCUGGCUGAGCGCAUUCGAGCAGGAGGAGCGGGCAUCCCAGCUUUCUUCACCAGCACGGGGUACGGGACUUUAGUGCAAGAAGGAGGGGCUCCGAUCAAAUACAACACAGACGGGACUGUUGCCAUUGCCAGCGAGCCCAGAGAGGUGAGGGAGUUUGAUGGGCGACACUAUAUUAUGGAAAAGUCGAUAACGGGGGAUUUUGCACUAGUGAAGGCGUGGAAAUCUGAUCGUGCCGGGAACAUUAUCUUCAGGAAAACUGCAAGAAACUUUAACCAGCCCAUGUGUAAAGCUGCCAGGACAACUAUAGUAGAGGUAGAAGAAAUUGUGGACGUUGGUUCCUUUGCCCCAGAAGAUAUUCAUGUCCCCAAGAUCUAUGUCCAUCGUCUCAUCAAAGGGGGAAAGUAUGAAAAAAGAAUCGAGAGGUUGUCGCUACGCAAAGCUGAAGAUAGCGAAGGCAAGCAGAAGAAAGAUGGCGAUAACGUAAGAGAGAGGAUCAUCAGGCGAGCGGCCCUUGAAUUCGAGGAUGGCAUGUACGCUAACCUGGGUAUUGGAAUCCCACUGCUUGCGAGCAACUUCAUCAGUCCAGACAUAACUGUUCAUCUACAGAGUGAAAAUGGAGUCCUUGGCUUGGGACCUUACCCAUCUGAAAACGAAGUUGACCCUGACCUCAUCAAUGCAGGCAAAGAGACGGUCACUGUGCUUCCAGGGGCUUCCUACUUCUCUAGCGAUGAAUCUUUUGCAAUGAUUCGAGGGGGACAUGUUGAUCUGACAAUGCUUGGAGCGAUGCAGGUGUCUAAAUAUGGUGACCUAGCCAACUGGAUGAUUCCUGGUAAGAUGGUGAAAGGCAUGGGAGGUGCCAUGGACUUGGUGUCCAGCUCAAGAACUAAAGUGGUCGUCACUAUGGAGCACUCUGCAAAGGGCAAUGCCCACAAGAUUUUGGAGAAAUGCACUUUGCCAAUUACGGGAAAACAGUGUGUGAACCGCAUCAUAACAGAAAAGGCUGUGUUUGAUGUCGAUAAGGAAAAGGGACUGACGCUGAUUGAAAUCUGGGAAGGGCUGUCCGUGGAUGACAUCAAGAAAAGCACCGGUGCUGAGUUCACAGUUUCGCCAAAGCUGUCGCCAAUGAAGCAGAUUUCGACUUGAGAAGUCGACUGGGCUUAACGUCCACGCUUCCAGUGAAGGGGAAUCAAAUGUCUGUUUUGCAAUUAUGCAUUUUAAAGAGGUCUUUGUAAAGUAGUUCCUUUGGUAGUUAGCGUUCAGGCUGACUAUGUAACUAGAACUAUGUAAAUGUUUAUUCGCAAGCAACAGUGCAGUUUCCAAAAAUAAAUCCUAGCUGGUACCUAGAUAUUUAUAAUUACCACACUGCAGGUUUGACUGCAAAUAAACACUGUCAAGAGACAAUA
This is a messenger RNA of Lacerta agilis (Sand lizard), 1931 nucleotides long. RefSeq names its product 3-oxoacid CoA-transferase 1 (gene OXCT1). Gene Ontology annotation, biological process: ketone body catabolic process. Bases 100 to 1671 code for a protein of 523 amino acids. Gene Ontology annotation, cellular component: mitochondrion. The transcript is spliced from 17 exons. The record is from RefSeq and is a predicted model, not a curated record. Gene Ontology annotation, molecular function: succinyl-CoA:3-oxo-acid CoA-transferase activity. NCBI's taxonomy places the organism in Eukaryota, Metazoa, Chordata, Lepidosauria, Squamata, Lacertidae.